Messenger RNA from Drosophila subpulchrella, 1101 nucleotides. RefSeq names its product nischarin-like. The record is from RefSeq and is a predicted model, not a curated record. The transcript is spliced from 4 exons. The coding region runs from base 1 to 1101 and encodes 366 amino acids. NCBI's taxonomy places the organism in Eukaryota, Metazoa, Arthropoda, Insecta, Diptera, Drosophilidae.
AUGGCAGAAAAGGCGACCAGACCUAGGAGCGGACUUCAACCCGGAGUGGCACAGCGGCACGAGCGUCGGCACGCCGGAUCCAAGGACGCCCACAGAGCGGCCCAGCAGCGCCCAACGAGCGGCGUCAGUGCACCACCAGCGGCACCCACGUGUUCAUCAGGAGCGCCCAACGAUCAGCGCCGCCGCUCACCAGCCGCGCUCACCGAGCGCCAUCAGGAGCGCCAACCAGCCGCGCCCACAGAGCGCAAAACCGUGCCAUCAACAGUACCAACGGCACCCACAGCAGUGUCAACCGAGCGCCAUCAGGAGCGCCAACCUCAGCAGCGCCCACCGAGCGGCUUCCGCGCCCUCAGUAGCGUUCAGCGCCCAUCAGCAGAGCCCAUCGAGCGGCCAGCGCCCAGCCGCGCCCUCAGCAGCGCCAACCGCGCCGGAUACGUGGUCACUAGCCACGCUACGAACGCCACCAGGAGCGCGCAACGAGCGGCCACCGCGCCCUUAGCAACGUCCACCGCGCCGCCAGCAGCGCCGUCCACGGGGCAACGGGAGCGCCAGCCGCAACCACAUCGGUCAGCCACUGCCGCACGUCAGCAGUACCUGCCUGGUAGCGCCCAGCGCCCAGCGCCCAGUCACGCCACUAGGAGCGCUCACCGAGUGAUCCCCAGCAGAGCCAUCGGCAGCGCCACCGCGCGUAUGCCCAGUGACUCGGGAAAGAAAACGUCAGAGGACGCAGAAUCAAAGGCAGAACCGGCAGCUGCCGGACUGGAAGAGGACUGGUUUUUCACCGCAACCGGGGAUCGGAACUACAGCAACAGGAUGGAGCCCUUCUACCCAAACUUAGUCGCAGGGGUCUACCAACCGGUCGACCACCAUGACUCGGACAUGGAUACCAACGACGGCGCACCCCCCAGCCGGGACUCGGCCCUGUCAGACCGGAGCCCCACACCACCCAGCUUCAGCCCAAUCCUCAGCCUCCAGUCACGCGAAGCUCGUAACGGCGACUCCAUCUCCACCGUGCCGUGGUCGCCGGACGCAAGCAUCGCAGUAAGUGGGACACAGACAAUAGAGAUCAGACUGAGUGCGAGUAGGGGACUAGGAAAAUAA